Leishmania major strain Friedlin is the source of this 396-nucleotide messenger RNA. RefSeq names its product putative calpain-like cysteine peptidase (gene SMP-1). The record is from RefSeq and is a predicted model, not a curated record. The transcript has a single exon. The coding region runs from base 1 to 396 and encodes 131 amino acids. NCBI's taxonomy places the organism in Eukaryota, Euglenozoa, Kinetoplastea, Trypanosomatida, Trypanosomatidae.
AUGGGCUGCGGUGCUUCUUCUGAGAACAGCAGCGUCACGUACGUGAACGGCAGGCCCACCUUCGUGGGUGAGGAGGUGACGAAGGGCUUUGAGAAGGACAAUGGGCUGCUUUUCCGCAUCGUGAACAAGAAGAAGAAGCAGUGGGCGUACUACAACGACACGACGCAGUACGAAAUGCACGUGCUGGUCACCUUCAACGAGGACUGUGACAUCAAGGCUCUUGGCAAGACGAAGCUGGAGCAGCAGGAGAACGGUGAGUGGGUAGCCUCCGUGGUGGUGUACCCGUGCGAGACGGAGAUGUUCAUCGAAGGCCGCGUGAACGGCUUCAAGUCAAAGAUGGACGCCUUGCCGCUGUCGGAGGAGUACCGCCAGCAUCAGGCGGAGAAGGACAAGUAG